This is a messenger RNA of Drosophila biarmipes, 1006 nucleotides long. RefSeq lists its product as uncharacterized. The transcript has 3 exons. NCBI's taxonomy places the organism in Eukaryota, Metazoa, Arthropoda, Insecta, Diptera, Drosophilidae. The record is from RefSeq and is a predicted model, not a curated record. Bases 161 to 898 code for a protein of 245 amino acids. Gene Ontology annotation, molecular function: calcium ion binding.
AGCUACUCGGAAUAUUUCACAAAUUCACAAUCCAAAGUUCAAUCGAUUUUGCUAUUUCUAAUGCUCAUUUAUAUCUACACUCUUUUACUAUAAAAUUGUUUUAGAAACCGUGUAACCCAUCAACCUCUGGAACCACUGUAUAAUCUGUAAGUGGCGCAGCAUGAAGGACCUGGACGGCUCCCUGGAUACCCUGGAGAACGCCCGCUUCAACUACGUCUAUGUAAAGGCCAUUGCCAGGUUGGAAAGGAACUCCAUCUUCACACACAGCGAGCUGGUCAGCAUAGUGAUGCUCUACCACAAAUUCGUCCUGGUUAAUGGACCCAGAGCCAAGUACAUGACCAUCGCGCAACUCUCUAUGCUGAUGGAGCUUCUGUUCGAGAUUGAGGAUCGCGAACUGAGUGCUACCAUUGUGUACAGAAUGGCCCAUACCCCGGGUUCCAGGUCCUCGGAUUUCUUUCCGGACAGACAUGUGCACUUGGACUCCUUUGUGAGGCUGUUCACCAUCUACUUCACCAGGGAUCUGCAGAUGAAGAUGGAGUUUGCCUUUUCGAUCUACGAUAAGACCGAUUCCCAGCAGUUGAAUGGCGAGCAGGUGGGGUUCUUCGUUAAGAAGUUUUUCGACUGCGAGGACGAAGACGAGGCCGCCGAACUGCGAAUGGACAUGAAGGAAAUGCUCUUUCUUAAGUUCGACCUGGACAAGGAUACCAUUAUCUCGAUGGAGGAGUACUUCGAGGUGGUUCGCCAGCAGCCGGAGUUGCUCGAGUGUUUUGGCCGCGUCUUCCCCCCGAAUCCCCAAAUGGAAGUCCUUGCGCUUUGCGCCAAUGUCAUGUCCUGGUUCGAUGACUCGCCCAAUCCCAGGCUCAUGACCAGUCCUGAAACAGAAAAGCCAGAUAGCUAAUAGGCAUCUCAUAAACGGACCACAACUCAUAACCAAAACUAAAAUUGUAUAUCGUGUUGAUAAGGAAUUUAAAACACCAAUAAUAUGUAAUACAAAUUCUCAAACAAA